Molecule: messenger RNA, 914 nt
Organism: Neocloeon triangulifer
Lineage: Eukaryota; Metazoa; Arthropoda; Insecta; Ephemeroptera; Baetidae
Exons: 9
Coding region: 39-839 (266 amino acids)
Molecular function (GO): odorant binding
Source: RefSeq, a predicted model, not a curated record
UGACGCUGCAUCAUUUUAGCAGCGCGUCAGUAAAGAAGAUGCGUCGUGUUGUGUUGCUGGCGUUCAUCGUGCUCUGCGCCUUAAGUGCACUAGCAGAGAAGAGUAAAGGGAAGGACAAGUACGCGGGAAAAACAAAGGCAUGCGGGCCAAGGGUGUUUUCCGGCCUGGAAAAUUGCUGUGCAAUGCCCAAGCUGUUGAGUUUUGAAAGCUUCAAAAACUGUAGCAAUGGGUCGAUUUCAGACGAAGCAUUAAAGAAAGCGGCCUUCAGCGCCACGCUCAAGAAGCACCGAAAGACCAGAGAGGUUUCGGGCGAUUCAAAGAAGCAGAAGAUUAAAGUGGGACGCCGGAGCUCAGGCCCCAAAGAGGGCCCAAUGUGCUUUAUGAAAUGCGUCUUUGAGAGAGAGGGAUUGCUCAAUGCUGAUCAAACAGUGAAGUAUGAAGCUAUGCGUGACAAAUACAUCAGCAACGCCAAUGCCACGUGGAAAGAUCAAGUCGAGAAAGCAGUCAAAACGUGUUGGGAUGAAUUCCAGAAAGUUGACAUGUCUGGAGCCCAACCGCUGCCAGAUGAUUAUAAAGUGUGCAAAGGAGAUGCUGCCAUGAUGGGUCUCUGCGUCCGCAGAAAUCUUGGCCUUAAUUGCAUUGAUUCUAUGAAAAUAAAUGGUGAAGGUUGCACAAAGAAAUUGGAGAAACUGCAGGAGUGUGAUCCAUUCGCUAUUCCUCCUCUCAAAUCUGACGAAAAGAAUGAUGCGAAAGGAAGUUCACAGAGCAAUAAAGAUGGAAAGAAGUCCGCAAAGCAAAAUGAAGGAAAAGGUGGCAAGGGAAAGAAUGGAAGCGGGUAAAGCAAUCCAGAGGGGUUCAAUUUUACUCAUCUGUGAUUAUUUUGAUUCCACUCUUGAAUAAAGAUUUUUAAUUGG